Molecule: messenger RNA, 1477 nt
Organism: Helianthus annuus (common sunflower)
Lineage: Eukaryota; Viridiplantae; Streptophyta; Magnoliopsida; Asterales; Asteraceae
Product: isocitrate dehydrogenase [NAD] catalytic subunit 5, mitochondrial
Exons: 7
Coding region: 128-1240 (370 amino acids)
Biological process (GO): tricarboxylic acid cycle; isocitrate metabolic process
Cellular component (GO): mitochondrion
Molecular function (GO): magnesium ion binding; NAD binding; isocitrate dehydrogenase (NAD+) activity
Source: RefSeq, a predicted model, not a curated record
GGAAAAGUCCAUGGUAUCAACCCAUUAACGCAAAUAUCUUCGUCCCCUUGAUCUCAAUUUCUGCAAAUUCCCAUAACCUAAAUCCCUCACCUCCGAUCAUAUUUCCGUCCGGUUAACCGUAACAAAAAUGACUCUCCAAAUCGCCAAACGCCUAACCAAUAAUAUCUUCACGACGGCGAGAACUCCGACUGCCGGACUCUUCUCAUCGCUCCACCGUCACUAUUCCUCCACCUCUUCCGACCGGAUCACCGCCACUCUCUUCCCCGGAGACGGUAUCGGUCCCGAGAUCGCCGAAUCCGUUAAACAGGUAUUUACUGCUGCAGAAGUUCCAAUCGAAUGGGAAGAACAUUUUGUCGGAACAGAAGUUGAUCCUAGGACCCAAAGUUUUGUUACAUGGGAAAGUUUGGAGUCCGUAAGAAGAAACAAAGUCGGCUUAAAAGGCCCAAUGGCUACACCAAUUGGAAAAGGUCAUCGCUCUUUAAACCUUACGUUGAGGAAAGAACUGAAUCUAUACGCAAACGUUAGACCAUGUUAUAGUUUACCUGGUUACAAGACACGAUAUGACGAUGUGAACCUUGUGACUAUUCGUGAAAACACAGAAGGAGAAUACAGCGGUCUUGAACAUCAGGUGGUGCGGGGAGUUGUUGAAAGUCUUAAAAUCAUUACCCGACAGGCGAGUUUAAGGGUGGCUGAAUAUGCGUUUUAUUAUGCUAAAACCCAUGGAAGGCAGAGAGUAUCUGCUGUACACAAAGCUAACAUCAUGCAGAAAACUGAUGGUUUAUUUUUAAAGUGUUGUCGUGAAGUUGCUGACAAGUACCCUGAGAUAAAGUAUGAGGAAGUUGUCAUCGACAAUUGCUGUAUGAUGCUAGUGAAGAACCCGACACUAUUUGAUGUCUUGGUUAUGCCCAAUCUUUAUGGUGACAUCAUUAGUGACCUUUGUGCUGGGCUAAUUGGAGGACUCGGGUUAACACCAAGCUUAAAUAUUGGAGAGGGUGGUAUUGCUCUUGCUGAGGCUGUUCAUGGUUCAGCUCCCGAUAUUGCCGGAAAGAACUUAGCGAACCCAACUGCUUUGUUACUAAGUGCGGUAUCAAUGCUUCAUCAUUUGGAUCUGAAUGAAAAGGCCGAUAAGAUCCAAGAUGCUGUAUUGAAGACGAUUGCAGAGGGCAAGUACCGAACUGGCGAUCUAGGUGGCACAUCAACAACCACCGAAUUCACAAAAGCAAUCAUUGAUCAUCUUUAAGUAGUACCAAAUGCUGCAAACUGCAUAUAACAUUUCUUAUUCCAUUAUUCUUACACACAACACUGAUUUCCCAUUUUUUGUUAUUCGAGUAAGGAUACGAAGAUAACCGCUCAAAAGAGAGGUUAUGCAGCUGGCAUGCUUCGAUCGGUUGGUAUUACUUGUAACGUUAAUAAAUUUCAUCGGUUUUAGUUUGAGGUCUUCCUCAUCUUGCUAUAAAACUAGCUGUCAAGGCGUAAA